AUGGAUCAGUUUGAAGUCAAUGGUGAUGAAGUUUUUGAAGAAUUCCUGAAGAUCAUUGUUCUAAAAGUUAGUGUGGGGAGAAUGUGGUACAAGUUACCGUAUGAGGAUAUCUCAGAGAAGAAGAAGUUGCUUGAGAAUGGAGAGAAAAACAAAAAGAGGAUGGCUUCUAAUGGUCGUUAUUAUGGGGAGCUUGAUGUCUUCAUAGAGAAACCUGAAACUAGUGAAGACGACGAGGUUGAUGCUAAGCUACAGAACGACGAGGUUGAUGGUAGAGAGGUUGAUGCUGAGCUACAAAACGACGAGGUUGAUGAUGAUGAUGAAGCAGAAGAGAGUGAAGAUGAGUAUCAAGCGAGUGAUAAAUCUGAUGAUGAAGAGGAUCUUGACAUAAAUUUUGAAGAGGAUCUUGAGAUGUUUAGGGAUGAGAACUAUGAGGAUGAGAUUGUAGACGAUGAUGAGACCUUUUACAGUGGUGAAGAGUUCAAGAAGCAAGUGAUCAAGUAUAUUCUGCAGUCAAGAAGAAAUGUAGUCUAUGACAGAUGGGAGAAGACAAAGAUUGGUGCUAAAUGCAGUGGUAGAGGUUGUGUGUGGCGUAUACACUGCUCAGUAGAGAGAUCCAUUCAGAAAUGGAUGGUGAAAGUGUACGUUAACACACAUACUUGCCAUCCCACAGGUAAGUGUAAACUCAUCAAAAGCCCUGCCAUUGCUGAAGUUAUGUUGGAGAAAAUCAGGAAGGAACCUGAAAUGAGUGCUCCAAUGAUUAGAGAAGAGUUUAGGGAGAAGUACAACAUCAUUAUCUCCCCCGAGCAGGCAAAGAUUGCUAGGCGUAUUGUUCUUGAUAAGCUACAGGCCGAAUGCAAUGAACAUUUUGCAAGGCUAAAAGACUAUGAGAUGGAACUAUUACGUUCAAAUCCUGAUAGCAAAAUAGAGAUCAAUACAAUAACGAAACCAAAUGGAGCGAAAGCAUUCCACUCCAUGUAUAUCUGUUUUGACAAAAUCCGCGUGGCAUGGAAGGAGUAUUGCAGGCCAGUUAUUGGAUUAGAUGGGACAUUCCUCAAGCACAGCUCUCUGCAAGGACUGAUUCUUACUGCGAUAGGAAGGGAUCCUAAUAACCAGAUAUACCCAAUAGCAUGGGCUGUGGUCGACUCUGAGAGCAAUGAUAAUUGGCAAUGGUUCAUUCACAGGUUGAAGAUUGAUUUGGGUUUAGGCGAGGGUGAUCUUGUGACAAUCAUAUCAGAUCAGCAUAGGGGAUUGAUUCAUGGAGUUACUGUCGAGUUGCCAAGAGCUGAACAUAGAGCUUGUGCUAGGCACAUCUACUUUAAUCUGAAGAAGAAUCAUAAGUCUGAUACACUGAAGCCUCUCUUCUGGCGCAUUGCAAGUAGCUACAACGAGGGUGACUAUGAGAGGAGUUUGGACGUUUUCAAAAAGUUUGAUCCGCUAGCAGCUGAAGAACUUAUGAAGAAGGAUCGUUCUAUUUGGUGCAAGGCAUUUUUCCGGAUAGGUUCGUGUUGUUCUGAUACACACAACAACUUCACAGAGUCUUUCAAUAGAACCUUGAAGAUAGCAAGAAAGAAGCACUUUAUUCAGAUGCUUGAGUUGAUUAGAAGAGAUGCAAUGCAGAGGAUAGCUACUAGAUAUAAGACAGCGAAAAAUGAGACGGGUCUCGUUACAAAGAAGGCGAGAAAGGAGGUUGAAAAGUCUUGUGAUGAAGCUAAGCAUUGCUAUUCUUAUCCUAGCACAGGUGGUGCUUAUGAGUGUGUUGAAUUUUCAAAUGGUUACACGGUGAAUUUGCCUUCUCGUAGCUGCGCUUGUAGGAAAUGGGACUUGUCUGGAAUCCCAUGUCGCAUUAUGUAUCUGUUAUCCUGGCGAUGUUUGUACAUGGAUGGGUUGGGGCCUGUAAAUGGUCCAAGGUUUUGGAAGCUAUCUGGUGAAGACCGUAUUGAAGCACCACCAUACAAGAGACCGCCUGGAAGACCAAAGGGGAAGGCAAGGAUUAAAGGAGUGCGUGAAUCCCCUAAGAAAAAUCAGACCAAAGUUGAUAGAAAAGGAAGAAUAGGUCAUUGUGGUCUUUGUGGUGGUGAAGGCCACAACUCAAGGAAGUGUCCUCGUGAGUCUGAUGAAAGCAGAAAGCUUAGGCGUCUCAACAUGGAACAACAGUCACAUGAGCUAGCAAUCGAUGACGUUUCCUCAACUGCACCACCUGCUACACAACCUUGA
Molecule: messenger RNA, 2214 nt
Organism: Brassica napus (rape)
Lineage: Eukaryota; Viridiplantae; Streptophyta; Magnoliopsida; Brassicales; Brassicaceae
Exons: 6
Coding region: 1-2214 (737 amino acids)
Molecular function (GO): zinc ion binding; nucleic acid binding
Source: RefSeq, a predicted model, not a curated record